CACGCAUUUGCUGGAAAACUGUAGCCAACUCUGCUCGGUAAGCAAGCAAGCAAAAACCAAACUUCAAUCGCAACCAUGGCCGCCGCCGCACCGCCACCGCCACCUACCCCAGCCCCAGAGGGCUUCAACGACGUACCCCGAGGCUCCACCCCAAUGGGCUACCCACUCUUCUCUCGGAUCCGCCUAGCCCACCCCACCGACGUCCCACACAUCCACAAGCUCAUCCACCAGAUGGCCGUCUUCGAGCACCUCACCGACCUCUUCGUCGCCACCGAGUCUUCCCUCUCGUCCACCCUCUUCACCUCCCCUCCCUUCCAGUCAUUCACCAUCUUCGUCCUCGAAGUCUCUGAGACGCCUUUCGUCGAACACCUUCAGUGCAACAACUCGGCCUACCCACCCACCGUCAAAACCCACAAUCUGGACCUCCCGAUCGACGACCCAGAACGUGAUUUGUUCAGAUCCAACGGCGGGGACGCUGUCGUUGCUGGGUUUGUGCUGUUUUUCCCAAAUUACUCCACCUUUUUGGGGAAGCCAGGGUUUUACAUAGAGGACCUGUUUGUGAGGGAGUGCUAUAGGAGGAAGGGGCUGGGGAAGAUGCUGCUCUCAGCGGUGGCGAAGCAGGCGGUGAAGAUGGGGUACGGCAGAGUGGAGUGGGUGGUGCUGGACUGGAACGUCAAUGCCAUCAAGUUUUACGAGGAGAUGGGGGCUAAGGUUUUGCAGGAGUGGAGGAUUUGCAGGCUCACUGGUGACGCUCUCAAUGCUUAUGUCAAUGCCUAACUUGGUAAUUUCCAUGGCUCUUUCUCUGGAGUUAGAGUUGAGGAAAUUACAUGAAACUAAAUGAAAAAAUGGAAAUGUAAUGUGUUUUAAUCCUUUAAUUUUCUGGCUGUAUGCUUGUAGAACCCUGCUAUUUCUCCAAUCAAUUUCAUUAGCGUAACCUUUCGGAGUUUCGAAA
Molecule: messenger RNA, 952 nt
Organism: Pyrus x bretschneideri (Chinese white pear)
Lineage: Eukaryota; Viridiplantae; Streptophyta; Magnoliopsida; Rosales; Rosaceae
Product: probable acetyltransferase NATA1-like
Exons: 1
Coding region: 76-777 (233 amino acids)
Molecular function (GO): N-acetyltransferase activity
Source: RefSeq, a predicted model, not a curated record